Molecule: messenger RNA, 6576 nt
Organism: Xyrichtys novacula (pearly razorfish)
Lineage: Eukaryota; Metazoa; Chordata; Actinopteri; Labriformes; Labridae
Source: the annotation of a GenBank genome assembly
AGAUAACUAAUGAGACUGAGUUUGUUUGCUACUCCUAAACGGCUGCAACAAUCAUCUCGUCGUCUGUCAGGAAAGAAUACGGUAGGCAAGUGUGUUUUUUUUUUCCAGAUUUGACAAUGAUAACAUGAUGAAAAAUAGCAGUGCGUGUUGUGAUGUUACCAACAGUUGAAUGCUCAUCUUUUAUCACAAUAACUAAAAUAUAUCAAAUAGCCUUUAAAUGGACUUGCUAAAAGAUUUCUGCUCAAGUUAAGAAUGAUCAUGUUUUAUCUUUUUUAUCUUUUAGCCAUGUCAAGAAGAGAAAUCACUGUCUUUUUUCUGGCUUUGCUGUUGAAGACUUCAUUUACCCAAACUGAAGAUGCUGCAAAAACAGAAGCCACCCUCAAAGCUAACCAACAUCUUUUCAGUUCAUCUGUCACAGAGAUCCCACGUGUCCUGGGACCAGGAGUGACAGAGAUUUUAUUUGUGGAAAGCCAGAUUAAAACAAUCCCGAAUGAAGCUUUUACUGAACUCCCCUUUCUUAUAAGUGUGGAGUUUAUAAACACAAACACAACAUAUGUUGGACCUGAGGCCUUUAAAGGCUUGGUCAAUCUCACAGUUCUUGUGAUCUCUGGCUCUCCACUGACCUCAAUCCCAGUGGGAGCCUUUAAAGACCUCUUCAACAUCAAAAGGAUUGAAUUGCCGCAAAACAAACUGCUCCGUCUGGAGAAAGGCUUGUUUGAUGGCCUCAGGAAGGUCCAAGAGCUCCGUCUACAAGGAAAUGAAAUCCAAACUAUUGAAGAUGGGACCUUUGACGAUCUUGAAAACCUAUCCCUCCUCCAUUUAGCCAAAAACAAUCUUUCUGCAGUGUCUUCUGACUGGUUUUCAAAUCUUACCAAACUGCAGACACUACGACUUUAUGAGAAUCAACUCACUGUGAUACCUGAAAACAUUUUUCAAAAUCUGACAAACUUAAAAGAAAUUGGCCUAAGUGGAAAUAAAAUAACUGAACUGUCACCAAAUUUAUUUCCACACAAAGAAAAACUGAGUAAGCUGCUUCUAGAUAGUAAUCUUCUGACUGCCUUACCAGAGGGUUUUUUUGUUGGCUUUCCGCUUCUCAAAACACUGACACUGCAUACGAAUGAACUCACCAGUCUUCCACCAGUGCUUUUUGGAGAAAUGCCAAGACUAGUGGACUUAAGUUUCAGCCAAAACAAUCUCAGCUCUUUUCCUAAAGGAUUAGUCAGCCCUUUGACAAAACUCAAGAAGCUGGAUCUGUCCAAAAAUCUAUUCACCACAUUACAUUCAGAUUAUUUUGAAGGUGCUCUGAAGCUCACAGAGCUGAAUCUCCAAAACAACAAGAUUGAUUUGCUGGAUGAAGAUGUGUUUAAAAAUCUGCAAUCACUGACCACGCUAAAGCUAGCAUACAACAACCUGCAGACGCUUCCUGGGGAUAUUUUCCAGCCUCUAACGAAACUAAAGAGACUUUAUCUCAAUGACAACCCUUGGCGUUGCGACUGUAACCUGAUUUUUCUUCACACAUGGAUGACACAAAACGCUGUCAAGAUUGUGAGUCCUGUGCGGUGUGAGUAUCCAGAAGAAUUACGGGGACAGGAAAUCACAUCAUUGGCAGAGGAUAAAUUAAUUUGCCUCCCUACAACUAUUCCCACAACUACAACUAUCACAACAGCUCCAACGACAACUCCAACCACCACAACAACUACAACCAUGACAACAACUCCAAUGACUACGACAACCAUGACAACAACUCCAAUGACUACUACAACCAUGACAACAACUCCAAUGACUACUACAACCAUGACAACAACUCCAAUGACUACUACAACCAUGACAACAACUCCAAUGACCACUACAACCAUCACAACAACUCCAAUGACCACUACAACCAUGACAACAACUCCAAUGACUACGACAACCAUCACAACAACUCCAAUAACUACUACAACCAUCACAACUACAGCACCAACAACAACCAUCCUUACCACUUCGACACUGCCUCCAACAAUGCCAACCACCACUUUACUAACAACAACCAAACCACCCACAACGACACUCCCAACUACAGAAGCAACAACCACCAUUCAAACGACUACGACACCUCUCCCUACAACUCCAACCACCACACUUCCAACUACAGUUCUAACAACCACCAUCUUCACCACAACUACACCUUUUCCUACAACACCAACGACCACCACACUUGCAACUACCACAAUACCCCCCACAACUACACAACCAACCACAACGAUCCUUACUACUACAACACUACCAACCACUUUGCCAACAACUAUGACAACCACCUCCUCCACCACUACACUAACCACAACCACCACAAUUCCAUCAACCACCACAUUUACAACAGCUGCACCCACUACAGGGAUGAUAACAACCACCACAACCAUAACCACGACUUUACUCACCACAACAAGACCACCAACAACCACUUGGACAACAGCUGCUCCCACCACCACCACCCUCAGGACAACCCAGCCACUUACCACCCCAACACCAACUCCUCCUCAACAGACCAGUCCGAAAAUUUUUACCUGUCCCAUGGAUCUAUCAACACAAGAGCCACAACUGUCACCUUCUACAAAUCCAUACAGAGGAAAAGUUCAGCAGUGCAAAUGUCAGCUGAUUUUCUACACCACCCUGCUGGUGGUGGAGAUCGCCUGCACCUUGGCACUGGCUAAGGUCACUCUGUCCUUUUAUCGCCUGCUGCAGUGCAGGGAGAGGAUGUACCACAGGGUCAAACUUACACAUUUUUCUUACAAAAAGGAGGUCAUCCUCAGAUCACUACAAGAAUCAGAGACUCACAGACUUUGAUUAACAGUACUUGUUUCCUUCAGAUUAGUUUUUGGACUUUUCCUUCAUCAACAGGACAGCUUGAGAGAGACAGGAAAUGUGUAGAGAGAGGAUAAAAAUGCUCCAAAUCAUGCUGGGAUGAAGAUGCACCCCACAAGGACCACAGCCUCAUAUUAAAACUUUGUUAGUCUUGGUUUUACUACGCGAGUGUUUUUACUUUUUAAAAAUGUCUGACCUGAUUUUUUUAGGCUGUAAAUCAUCUACAUAAGAUGGAGUGUUGAAAUCUUGUCUUUAAAACAGGCAAUUAAAAAAUAAGUACGUUUUCAUUAUUUUUUGCCUCUUUGUUUAUUAAAUCUUGAUAUUUUUUUGAGUCCACAUUUGGAGUCCUUUUCUUUGUAAAACCCUGCUCUGUGAUGGCUGGCUUGGUGAAAGAAAGACAUUUUAAAACAGGAUGCAUAUUUACAAGAAUAACAUUUUUUUUUCUCAGGAGUCUGUUUGUCUUGUCAGGACACAAACUUGGAAUUUGGCCACAGUUUAUGUAGUUGUACAGUAGAGGGAGCCAAAGAUCAGAGCUACUUCAUUCUCUAUUCUGUUGACAGGGGAAUCCCAGUUUUUCCCCCUUGUAUACACAUUUUUACCACGCAUACUUCACCAGGAAGCGCUGGCCUUCAAAAUGCAACAUUACCAUUUAGCCUGUCUUGUCUUGCUUGAAUAAUGUGUUACAGCAUAAAAGGGGCUGUCAGAGACUUUUGAUCCAUGCAGAUGAAUAACACAGACAAAUCAACCAUAGCAGGUUUUUUUCUUUCACUGCUCGCACCGGGGGAACAUCAAAGCCGAUGAGGAAGAGGUCCUCUGGUCUGAUCAGGAUCGAGGUUGUGCUGCAGUUCAGAAAAAUAAUAUUUUUGUUUUCUUCUUAUGUCUGUGCAUUAGGUUUAUUGGUAGUGUUUUGUAUUGCACUUGCACAGGUUAAUUUACUGGAUUUACCACUUAGUAUGUAAAAUAAUGUAAGGGUUGUUUAUAGGAAAUCAAAAAGCUUAUAAUAAAGCGUAAGAUCGGGAGGUGAGGGGGACAAAUGAGUGGCUGUGUUGUCUGCCUGAUAAUUUAAGGUUAAAUAGAUGAAUUUGUCCUUUACUAGAUAGAACCACAGGAAAAGAAUAAUGGAGAGGAUUAAUUAACCCCCACUUAUAUAGAUCUGUACAAGAUUGUACAUGUAUGUGUAAGUUAAUAGAUUUGAAACCUCAUAACAACAUUGGUGAAACCUUUAAAUAUAGUAUCGGAGUUUUAUUAUUAAUAUUCAUCUUGUUAAAAACCUUUGUUGUUUUCAACAAUGUGGCAACACAGAGAUAUGAUUUUCUAACACUAGAGGGCACCUCUGCAUUAAACAAAGUCUGGCUUUUAGUUGUGUUUCAAUCUCUUAAUCUACAUUAUAUGAUUUUACCCUAUUUUAGUCCAAGAGUAAUUUUUUUGUGUUUUUCCUUUUUUUUUAAUUUACCUUCUGUCAUUGUUUGAUUUUAUUAUUAUUAUUAUUAUUAUUAUUAUUAAAUUUUAUUAUAUUUUAUCAUGGUUUUAUCGCUUUAGUUUACGGUCCAGUGUUUCCACAUUUUUUAACUCAAAAAAACAUCUUCUCAGUCAUCUGUGGCAGGUUGAAGAGUCCUAACCUGAUCUUUUGAGUGUGCAUCUGUGUGUGUUUUAAUAUCCUGCUUAAAUGAACAGCACUUUGUUCUACAUUCUAUGUAUGAAAAGUGUCUUAAAAAUAAAGAUUGAUUGAUUGAUUGAUUGAUUGAUUGAUUGAUUGAUUGAUUGAUUGAUUGAUUGAUUGAUUGAUUGAUUGAUUGAUUGAUUGAUUGAUUGAUUGAUUGAUGGAUUGAUUGAUUGAUUGAUUGAAAACUGUUUCCUACAGCCCAAAAAGGCUACACAUAAAGGUUCAUCUGACUUUUUCACCUCUUCAAAUGAUGCCAGUGUUGCUUCUCCUUUUGGUCAAACUGAAUUAUAAAGUCGAAGUUACAGCUACAAUCAACUGACACAGACAAGAGAACACAUUAAGAAGUGAAAUAAGAUAUGUGUUCAUAUUUAAUCAGCAGGGAUCCAAACUGCUAUAGGCAAACCUACUUACACAAGUCCCAUUGGAGGCAUCUUCAGUGAAGUACUCAAGUUUUGCCAGACAGCAAGGAUACUGAAUGAAGAGACUGAAUGAGGAUAACAUAACUUUACUUUAUCAGAUUUACCUUGGGAGCUAUAUAGAGAAGCACAAACACACACACACACAUUGUAUUGAAUUAGAUAUGGGUGUUCUGAUGCUGUGAGAGAGACAUGAUUAAAAGCAUCUGUAUUACAAGCUGUAUAUGAUCAAUUGUGGCUAUUCUUUUGUCAUAUCCAUGGAGACUUUGAGCAAACAGAUGGUUUUUCCCUCCAAGAAGAGGCUCUACAUGCUAAGAACACAAACAAAAGGCCAACUAAGACUUGUGUUGUUAAAUAUUUCAUCUCUUUCUGAAUUGCAGUUCGGUGUAAUGCUUUUGUCAAGUCAUCUCCUCUGAAGUUGCAUCACAAUGCUAUUUUUGUCUCCACAUGGAGUAAGAAUUCUGCUUUCUUUAUAAUUUAUCCAGACUUGAGUGACUGGUGCAUUUUAACCCUCUUUAAACUUGUUUGAUUAGUAUCUAUUUUGUGUGUUUCAUUUUCAUUUUUAUAUUUUGAUUUGAAAUUUAAAAUUCUAUAUUAGGAAUAAUCAGACAGCGAUAAUUACAGUAAAAGUGAAUAAAGAGAUAGAGAAGUGCAGCUGGUGUCAUGGUGGUUCUUGUUAGUUUAGUUUUUCCUGGUUUUGUAAUUUAGUUGUAUUUUCUGUGUAUUUUCCUCAGUGUUUGGGUUCCCUGUUGUUCCUGUUUCUGUUUCUGACAUAUUGGAAAACAGUUGAAAAGAGGAUAUGGGCCAAACAUCGACAAGGAGAUUAUUCCACGUUUUUGUGGCUGUUAAUUUAGUGAAUAGUAAGCUAUACUUUAAAAUUAUCCUAGUCACAUUUAUAGUGAUAGUCACAUUUAUUUGCUUAUAUGAAUUGCCAUGCUGGUAAUUUUUGAAUUUUCAACUUUCAACAUUUGAACUCAAUUUGGUGUUAACAAGGGUAAAAUGGCUCAGCUUUCAUCAAUGACUGUGAUUGCUGACCAGCCCAUAAGAAGCGAUGUUGGUUGGUUUUCAUAUUGGGUGGUAUUGCAUUGUGGCAUUGUGUUGCAGAAGUAAGUGCAUCUCUAAUGAGAUCAACAUGAUUCCUGCUUGUUCCAAUCUGUAGCGUUUCAUUGAUUCACUGUCAUCCAGUGUUUGAAGAAUAUCUCUCCUGCCUCUUCUGUGCACCAUUUUGUCCUCUGCUUUAGGAACUCCUAAGCCCCUUAAAAGUCCUCUUCCCUGCUAUUAACAGAUCUCCCCUUAGGAGCUCUCUUAAGAGCUAGGAUUCUUUAGGAAUAGCUUUUAUCUUUACUCAAAUCUACUCUUCCCUUUUAGGGGAAAGUCUAAGAAAACAUCAUGAUUUUGAGAGUUUUCUUAGAAUUUGGCCACUAGGAGCAACUCUUUGCACUAAGAAUCUUCAGGAAAACAGCCCUUGACUUACACUUUCCUUCAACACCAAUAAAUCUUUCUUUGUUUAAGUGGUUCUAUAAGAAAAUCCAGAGUAGUUUUCAAAACAAUGUAUCUGGAAUUGUAAUGCAUCCAUUGUGAUGUCCCACUUAAUUUCUAGGAACUUCAAAAACAACCAUUCAUCUCCUUAGGCCAAGCAAGAAGCCCAACCCCCAG